Erythranthe guttata (spotted monkey flower) is the source of this 1700-nucleotide messenger RNA. Its product is annotated as actin. NCBI's taxonomy places the organism in Eukaryota, Viridiplantae, Streptophyta, Magnoliopsida, Lamiales, Phrymaceae. The record is from RefSeq and is a predicted model, not a curated record.
UUCAAGCCGAAGGUCCGGGUCAAUAGGAGGCAAAGCGAGGUUUCAGGUGCAUUUGAGAGGCGGGUUUCAUUUCGAUCGCAUUUGCAUUUCAUUUGCGCUCUGUCGUUCAUUCAUUCUUCCCAUUUUUCGAAACGUGAGGCGCUUAAUUGUGAGAAGACGAGAAUAAUUUUCUGCUUAUCGAUCAACGUGAUUCGAAGUCCUUUUCUUCCUGUUCACCGUUCCUCCAUUUCUAGGGUUUUGAAAUACCAAAACAGGUUAAAAGCUAAAUGGCGGACGCUGAGGAUAUUCAACCUCUUGUUUGUGAUAAUGGAACAGGCAUGGUCAAGGCUGGAUUUGCUGGAGAUGAUGCCCCAAGGGCAGUGUUCCCCAGCAUUAUCGGUCGCCCACGCCACACAGGUGUGAUGGUUGGCAUGGGGCAGAAAGAUGCGUAUGUAGGAGACGAGGCUCAGUCCAAGCGUGGUAUUCUCUCUCUGAAAUACCCCAUUGAGCAUGGUAUCGUCAGCAAUUGGGAUGACAUGGAGAAGAUCUGGCAUCAUACGUUCUAUAACGAGCUCCGUGUUGCUCCAGAGGAGCACCCGAUUCUUCUCACAGAAGCACCUCUGAACCCUAAGGCUAACAGAGAGAAGAUGACUCAGAUCAUGUUCGAAACCUUCAAUUCCCCUGCCAUGUAUGUUGCUAUACAGGCUGUUCUGUCUCUGUACGCUAGUGGUCGUACAACUGGUAUUGUUAUGGAUUCUGGAGAUGGUGUGAGCCACACAGUCCCUAUCUACGAAGGGUACUCUCUCCCACACGCUAUUCUCCGUCUCGACCUAGCUGGGCGUGACCUCACAGACCAGCUAGCCAAAAUCCUCACGGAGCGAGGCUACUCGUUCACCACCUCAGCCGAGAAGGAAAUCGUGAGAGACAUGAAGGAGAAGCUUUCGUACAUUGCUCUCGAUUUCGAGCAGGAAAUGGAGAUAUCCAAGACCAGCUCCAACGUCGAGAAGAAUUUCGAAUUGCCUGACGGUCAAGUGAUCACCAUCGGAAACGAGCGUUUCCGUUGCCCUGAGGUGCUUUUCCAGCCAUCUAUGAUUGGAAUGGAAGCUGCUGGCAUACACGAGACCACGUACAAUUCGAUUAUGAAGUGUGACGUGGACAUAAGGAAGGAUUUGUACGGGAACGUUGUGCUUAGUGGUGGGUCCACUAUGUUCCCUGGUAUUGCUGAUCGAAUGAGCAAGGAGAUCACUGCUUUGGCUCCUAGUAGCAUGAAGAUUAAGGUGGUGGCCCCACCUGAGAGGAAGUACAGUGUUUGGAUUGGAGGGUCUAUUCUUGCAUCACUCAGUACCUUCCAGCAGAUGUGGAUAGCGAAGGCUGAGUACGAUGAGUCCGGCCCUUCGAUUGUGCACAGGAAAUGCUUCUAAUCGGAAGUGGUGAUUUUGAUGUUCUGAUUAUUGCUAUGUGCUUGGGAAGAUAGAAUAAUGCUCGUGUUAUGGUUUCUUGAUUUUUGUACUUGUCGUUUUUUGUAUUGGUGUCGACAGCUUAGAGAUCUUUCUCAAUUCAUUUGUUUGAUUUGAUGUUUGGAGAGAUUUAGCAGCAAGCAUAAAGAGUUGUCUACACUAUGUUUUUUUUGUUGUUGUUUUGUAUUCUUCUAAGGAUUUUUGCUCUGGUGGAGCUGUUUCUGAGUGAUUCAUAAAUAGUUUAUAUUAUUUGGGUUUUAUUGA